Messenger RNA from Melospiza georgiana, 12078 nucleotides. RefSeq names its product formin 1 (gene FMN1). Gene Ontology annotation, cellular component: actin filament; nucleus; endoplasmic reticulum membrane. Lineage: Eukaryota; Metazoa; Chordata; Aves; Passeriformes; Passerellidae. The record is from RefSeq and is a predicted model, not a curated record. Gene Ontology annotation, molecular function: microtubule binding. Gene Ontology annotation, biological process: actin nucleation. The transcript is spliced from 20 exons. Bases 217 to 4542 code for a protein of 1441 amino acids.
GGCGGCCGGAAUAGCGCGGGGCAGCCCCGCGGCCGCCCGGCAUCCCGCGUCCUUCCCGGCACCCCGAACAGCUGCAGGAGCCCCGCCGCCCGGCGCGCUGCCUCUCGCAAGCAGACAAUAUUAUUGUUGAAGAUUAGUCAGAUGCCUUCUGUCCAUUCCCUGCCUCACAUGCUAUGUCAUCCAAGCUUUGGAACACUUAGAACAUAAUUUAAAUGAAUGACUAAUUUGGCAAGCAUAAUGGAAGGCACACAUACCAUCCUCCUGUUGCACAAACCCAUUACAGAGCUUUGUUACAUCAGCUUCUAUCAUCCAAAGGGGGAGGUCACAGGAUUUACUUACAUGGGCUCUGGAACUCUGGAUAGAACGGGUGAGAGUUUCUGUGGCUGCUAUCAAGUGAGGGAGAGGUUAGACAUGGCCCUGAGAGAACGCCCAUAUAAAGACUGUGGAGUUAUUAUUUUCAAGCAAACUACCACAAAAGACCUUCUCAAUGAAAUGUACAAACUGACUGCUGAAAAGGAAAACCUGCUAUCCAGUGCUUUGAGUUCUGAUCAUAUUCCGGACCUUAAGGCAGGACAUCAGGAGGAAAGGCGACAGGAUGUUUCCGGAGUCCCAAAACUUAAAGGUGGUAAUUACUCCAUUCUUACACGUCAGCAGGAGUUACUACUGGAUUCUACAAAGAGAGACAAUUUGAAUCACAAAAAAAUGAGGAAAUACAGAAGGAAAGAGAGCUCUGAGGAGAUCAGACAUCGCAAAGAGGGAAAAAAAUUACAUGAACAUCUCUUUUUACUGAGUACACAAGACAUGCAACGGAAAAAUAAGAUGGUCUCCACAAGACUUUCUACCAGGAAUUAUCCCAGCUCCUUUUCUCCUUCCAGCUGGCUAACAGUAAAAGGUAAGGACAAUUUACCAGUAGACAAUAGAAUACAACCAGAGAGGUGGAUAGAAGAGAGAUAUUUUCUUAAGAGUAACAAAGCUGUGAAAUUGGAUGCUGACUUACCAAGUUCUAGCUCAAAAGACAUCAAUGAUGUUGUUGCAGUGGAUAAUGGAGAAUGCAUUCCUGAAGUUACCAAGGUACAACAGAGGACCACUUUGGUGAAUUCAUCUCACUACAGUCUGUCUAACAAACUUGAGAUAUUAAGUAAAUCUGCAGCUGCUGAAGUCUUGAAAAGUAGCAAGUAUGCUGAGCCAGUAUGCAAGGAGAAACCAGGAAUCACAAUUCUUGCUGAAGUCCAGGAUUUUGACACUUGUAUUAAAAAAGUUACCAACCCCCCUGCAGAGUCUUUGCCUGACUCUCACAGAGAUAACAAAACCAUUUCUCCUGUUCUCACAAGAGCACAUAACGAGGUUAUAUCAAGAAGUGAUGUGUACUCUGUAGAUGAAGCUACUGGAGACUCUAAUAACAGUGUGCUGCAGGAAAAGGAGGAAGACGGCUCUGGUUUGCAGUACAAAGCAGAGAGAGUGCACAUUACUGAUGAGUCAUGCAACCUUGUGGGAGCAGUUAAUAAAGCUCUUCUGAAAGUUAUCCGGAGCGACAGUUUAGAUGAAGCUGCGGAAUGGAAGAGACUGCAACAAAUUACAAGAGUAGACAAAAACCUGCCAGGCUCACCAUAUGAGAAAAGGACCACGGUAUCCCGGGGAAACAGCAAGCAUUUAUUUUUGAACUUGCCUGUAAAUGAAAGUCCUGAUAUUCCUCAGACGAGUAAUAAUCUUAAACUGGAAGAGAAAAGGCUGCAUUCACCCCCAUUAGCAGCAGUGAGUAAUGUUUUUAGUAAUUCAUAUCCGCUAUCUAAUACACAAAAACAAAUGUCACCUAUUCCUUCUCCGUUAUCUCCGAGACUGCCCAGCCCGCAGCUGCACCACCGGAUCCUCCCGCUGCCAACGCAGAGCACCGAGGACAAACCCAUGCUCAGUGACUAUGGCCAUGGAAGGCACGGGGCUAUAAACUUCUCUUUCAGUGAUUUGGAGCCACCGUUUUAUCGGAAGUUUUCUGAUCCUGGAGAAUUGGGAUCUGCCAGCAGACAGCGGGGCCUACAUCAGAAUGCAACUGCUGGACAUUUUGAAAAGUGUGCUGUGCAAGAAAAAUUAACUACUCGGACACAGCAGAGUUUCUGUCCAGCAGAGUCUGCUUUAAAGGAUGACUUCACUGAGCGGCUGACUAGUUUGGAUGUGGCAAGCAGAGAUGAAGAUACAUGGGUUCUGGAUUGCAGACUGGGGCAACCAAACUCAUUUCCUCAUUCAAGUGAGAAGAUCAACAGAAGUGUGUUGCAUCUGAGCCUGGAACUGAAUCCUGACCUGAGUCCCUCAGAGCAAGAUGACAAGACUCCAGGGAGACUCCAGACUGUCUGGCCGCCACCAAAAGCAAAUCACGAAGAAGUAAAAGUAGGAUUGAAGUACACAGAAGCAGCUCACCUAAAGCUUUACAAGGAGGGACCACCAGAGUACCAAGCUGCCAUUCUGCAUUUGAAGAGGGAACACAAAGAAGAAAUUGAAACAUUAAAGUCUCAGUUUGAACUCAGGGUAUUCCAUAUUCGUGGAGAACAUGCUGUCUCAACUGCUCAGCUUGAGGAAACCAUUGCACAUCUGAAGAAUGAACUUGAUAAUAAAUUAAACAGAAGAAAUGAAAAAGCAAAGGAUAUUGGUGUUUCUACUGAAGAUGAUAACCCACCAAAGACAUACCGAAAUGUAUGUAUUCAGACUGACAGAGAAACUUUUAUAAAGCCUAGUGAAGAAGAAAACAGAGCUGUGAAAAAUAACCAAAUAGUACCCAAAAAGCUUAAUAUUUCUUCUUUGACACAUAGUAUAUCUGCCCAAAGUGAAAAUAAGGACAAUUACAAUGUACAGUCAUCAGAAAGUGUCUUGUCUUGUCAACCAAAGCAAAUGCUGCCUCCACCACCACCACUACCACCUCCUCCCCUUCCUGAUUCUUCACUGUCUGCUGUAGUUCCUCCACCACCACCUUUGCCAAUGGGUCCAGCUUCACUGACAUCUCAGUUUGGAUUGGGUCCACCGCUGCCACCUCCACUUUCUGAAGGCUGUAGGAAUUUUCAAGCACCACCACCACCGCCACCCCCACCGCUUCCGGGGCUGGGACCUCCUGUUCCUCCUCCACUGCCUGGAUCUGGGUUACCUCCACCCCCUCCACCUCCUGGGCCUGGGUUGUUUUUUAAUAGCACUUUAUCUUCAAACCAAGGUCCUCGAAAACCUGCCAUUGAACCUGGCCGUCCCAUGAAGCCUUUGUACUGGACACGAAUACAAUUGCAAGAUAACAGGAAAACUGCUAUGCCAACAUUAUGGGAAUCACUGGAAGAACCUGAUAUACUUGACACUACUGAGUUUGAAUAUUUAUUCUCCAAAGACACCACUCAGGAAAAAAGAAAACCAUUAUCAGAGACUUAUGAAAAAAAAACCAAGGCCAAAAAGAUUAUCAAAUUGCUGGAUGGAAAGCGAUCUCAAACUGUAGGAAUUUUAAUAUCGAGUUUGCACUUGGAGAUGAAGGAUAUUCAACAAGCUAUAUUGUGUGUCGAUGACUCUGUAGUAGAUCUGGAGACACUGGAAGCCCUAUAUGAAAAUAGAGCACAAAAGGAUGAACUGGAGAAAAUCAAGCAAUAUUACCAGACUUCAAAAGAGGAGGAACUGAAGCUUCUGGAUAAACCAGAACAAUUUCUGUAUGAGUUGUCUCAAAUCCCCAACUUUGCAGAGCGAGCUCAGUGUAUUAUCUUCCAGUCGGUUUUCCUUGAAGGGAUAACGUCAGUGCACCGGAAGGUCGAUAUUGUGACUCGUGUUUCCAAGGCUUUGCUGAGCAUGAAAAGCGUAAAGGAAAUUUUGGGCUUGAUUCUGGCUUUUGGAAAUUAUAUGAACGGAGGGAAUAGGACCCGAGGUCAAGCUGAUGGGUUUGGUUUGGAAAUACUCCCCAAACUAAAAGAUGUCAAAAGCAGAGACAAUGGUAUUAAUCUUGUGGAUUAUGUUGUCAUAUACUACCUACGCCAUUGUGAUAAGGAAGCAGGAACAGACAAGAGUAUUUUUCCUUUACCAGAACCACAGGAUUUUUUCCAGGCCUCCCAAGUUAAAUUUGAAGACCUAAUAAAAGACUUAAGGAAAAUGAGGAGAGAUCUAGAAGCCUCUGAAAAGCAGAUGAAGUUAGUUUGCAGAGAGUCUUCUGAGGAACAUCUCCAGCCCUUCAAGGAGAAAUUGGAGGAAUUCUUUCAGAAAGCUAAAGAAGAACGGAAAAAAGAAGAGAACAGUUUGGAACAUGCUCAAAAAUGCUUUGAAGAAACAGUGGGAUACUUUGGGAUAAAGCCAAAGCCUGGUGAGAAGGAGAUCACACCAAACUACGUUUUCACGGUGUGGUACGAAUUCUGCAGUGACUUCAAGACCAUUUGGAAACGAGAGAGCAAAAGCAUUUCCAAGGAACGAAUUAAAGUGGCUCAGCAAUCAGUGAGCAAGUUAACUGCAGAGAAGAAAGUUGAAACGAAGAAAAUCAAUCCUACAGCUAGCCUGAAAGAAAGACUACGUCAGAAGGAAGCCAGUGUGACUGCCAACUGAAGGAAGAUGAAUGAAAACGGUGCAGGGAUUUCAUACAUUGCCUGAUGCUUUACUACACCAAUGGCCCAGGAAGCACCUUAUGUUAGAUACUGAAUUCUGCUUUGCUGAUCUGUCCCAAGACAAUCCAUUAAAGACUUUUGAGUUCCUUCAAGAGGGGUUUGUAUGUUCAGUGGAGGGAAUUCUAAGAAGGUCUUUACGUGGGAAGUCAAUUUUUUUUUCUGUAACUGUUCUUUACAUUGCUUAAAAUGCAUCUUGUUGUCAAUGGUUUAUUAAAAUAUUCUGUGUAUAAUGUAUUAAUAUGGAAGAGCUAAAAUGAGCAUUUUGGAUGCUGAGUUAAGUAAUGACUAACAACCUGUAGGUUAUUUACAGGGCUUUAUGUAGAUGAGAGCAAAUAUGCCAUUCAGUUCACAAAGGUCUAUUGCAGCAUACUUUUUGUUACUUCAGCAGUAACUGAGGUAAGAUUGACUGAUUCUAAAUAAUUUUACAGUGACUAACUAUUGGAUGCAUCUUUCUAAAACUGAUUAAAUGUAAGUAUAGAUUCAUGCUGUAUUUUACUAUGAAUAUUUUUAUAGAAGCUUCAGCUUAUGCCAUUCAUUGAAAUGGGAGUAAUAUUUUGCACAUAAAAAGGAAUAUUCAAAUUCUUUAGUUUUGUGAUUGAUGGCAUAACAGAUUUAUUAUUUUUAUGGUUUUAAUCUAACAUUUCCUAAAUUUUGAGCUUCGAAAGAAAAUAUUAUAAAAUGUAUAUUUUUAUUUCAAUAUAUAUUGCAAAUAACAAUUCCAUAAAGUGAUGAGUUUAUAGGUCAUUUUUCAUUAAGAUACAAUAAUAUCUCUCCAUGAAGUUAGGCAUUUGCCAUUAAACAUUUGACUUUUAAUUCCAUUGAAAGCUUUCUUUUUAACAGCAAUUAUCUCACUCUAAAAUACAUUAUGCAGCCUGCUCUUGUUCCUCUGUAUUUGUAUGAAGAAUGUGUCAAGCAUACCUACAUAUUUAUAUAUAUAUAUAAAUAUAUAUAUAUGGGUUUUAUAUGUGUAUAUAUAUAUCUAUAUAUAUAUAUAUAUCUAUAUAUAUACACACAUAAUAUAAUAAGUAAAACUUCAGAAAGAAUUACCAGGGUCUUGCUGUCCUCCUGUAACAUUACAACCAUUGCCAUAAAGUGGCAGAGCCUAAAAAUAACCCUACUGAAUAUCCACCAUUAAAUGAAGAUUUUUAUUGCAUUUUAAGGAUUUGGAUUCUUAGGAGGAGAAAUCUCGAAGCAGAAGUUAAUUUAAGGUAAAAGAGAAAAGUGAUUCUGCUUGCUGUCCACAAGAGAGAAAAUGAGUUUAUGAUAAUGGUGUAUGAAGUUGGUUACAAAGAGAAAUUAGGUGAAGCAAAGAGGUUCAAAAAGCUAGUAGGGGAAAAGCAUUAGUCCUUUGCUUUGAAACUGGAAAGAAUAUGCAUGAGACAGACAUCAGUUAUCAUACAGCAAAUUCCAUAGAGACUGAGAUUAAACCUAGGCAAAGUCCCCCCUAGCAGUGUACAUUUAUAUUAAGAAAAAUAGCAGUUUUGGAGACAGAUUCAUAAAUUAACUUAGGAUUUCAGUGCAGAUUUCUUAAAUUAGUGUCCCUCUCAUUCCUGCAUAAAUGAAAACAAAAGACUCAAGAGUCUCUUGUAUGCUUGAGAGUUUAGACCUGCUACAGAUAUACUCAAGAUAUGUAAGCAUAAUUCUUAUGAAAGCAGUCAACAACAUGCCAGCAAAAAUAAUCUGAUUUGUAUUCUGGCUAGUCCCAUUGCAGAGAAAAAGAAAAUUCCAAAGAUUUAAGUUUCCUGUCUUCCACUAACUAGGUGACAUACAUUUCUUUUCAACACUAUUAGUGAUAAAUAAGAGGAGCAAUAAUGCCUAUAAAAGCCAAAGAACAAUAGCAAGCAAGGCAAUUCUGAUGAGUGUUUAAGCAAACAGUGUUUAUUUUUUAUAUAGUUUUCUAUCUAUCAUGAAGAUAGUGUAUAUUGCCAUUUGACCUGACUGAGAGUUUUUUCAAUGAAAUUAAUUACUUGAAGUAUUAUUCAGCAAGAGCAGCACUGUUUGUGAAAAUUGAUGGUCUUAAUAAUUCCCAUUAAAAGUAUAUUGUGGAAAAAAGGUUUUAACUUAUUGAAAUAUCCUGUUUUAAAAUUUCUAAAUGUGAAUUUUCAUUUUUCAGUUCAAAUUGACUUCAUUUUGAAAUGUUGAAAAAUGUAUAUAAAAAGGGAUUAAAAUUAAAAUUAUUCAUUUAAAGCAUUCCUUGAUCAGACUUAUAAUUCUUUUAUCAAAUUAGCAAUUUGCCAGGGUUUUGAGAGUUAAUGCUAUUUUUUAGAAGAUUCAAAAACUUAUGUAGCACAGGGACCUUGUCUCUUUCUAAUUUUCAUUUGUAUUGAUUUUCCUCUCAAGUCUGAGUUUCUGAUUCCAGUUUAACCCAUGACUUAAAUCCUCUACUACUAAUUGAACUAUUUUAAAAUGAAAAGAAGAAUUCACCUAGAUUAUUGUAUUCAUUGUCUUAAUGAAGACUGUAAGACUUCUGGAUGGCAUUCAUCAGGUAAAUAUCACACUUUCUCCCCCAGUGAUACCCACAAGUGUCUUCAGGCAGUGAUUGAAGCCACAGUAGCUGGCUUUAACUAAAAUUGUGUAUUAGAGAGGAGAUAUUUACAGAUAUGUCCACAUAAGCUGUUUAUUUCUGAAAUAUUUAGACACUUCAGGCAUAACAAAUGUGCAUCAACCACCACUCAUCUUUGGGGUCACCAAAGGUCACCAAGCAUUAUGUUUUAAGCUUUAAGCCUUAGUUUGAUGCCUCACUUUACCUUGAGCUUCCUAGUUUGGGGAGAAUAAAAGGACAGAAGGAGAACAGAAGGAAACUACAAAGAUGGAAUGGAACAGAAGUCUGUAGUACAUGUCUACAUUGCUGUCAAGGAAGUAAAGAAUGGACUCAGUUAAGCCAAGCAGCAAUAGCCAGACAGUUACAAUUUUCUGGUCUAUUUAACUUAAAAUACCUCAACACUUCACAGAAGUCACUUCUGUGACUGCAAAGUAGAUGUGGCUUAAGAGGGGGAAUUUUCUGUUGUGUUUUGGUUUCAUUUCUUCUGUUACUGCCAAGCUUCUCAAAGGCUGUAAAGCAUAGGAGUAUUAAAACCCACGUUACUCAUUAGGUGCUUAUUACCCACAAUGACAAUAUACAGUACUGAUUUAUAAAUCAAAUUAUUAGGAAGAAUUCAGUGUAGAAUGAGUAGAUAAUAAAUUGCAAAGUGCUCUUUACAUUAUUUACAACAUUAUCACUUGUUGAUUUUAAAAUGGAUGACCUUUUAGUGUCUUUGAGGUCUGAAAAAUCCUUUUUUCAUUAGGUUUUUAUCUAACUAUGAGAACUACCCAGGUGUUUUGCCAUCAUUAACCCCUGCAAUUGUUUUGCCUUGUGUUUUAUCAUAGCGUUGUAAAUGUAUAUAUUGAAUAUUGAACUUUUAUAUUUAACUUUGAAUUUUUUGCAUCAAAACUGAAAGUAUGAACUUCAGUUUCUGUAUAGAAAUAUUUCUAUUUCAAAUUAUUAAUAAUUAACAUUUGUUUGAUGCAUCCUACGGCAUUAAGGUAGAAAAUUUAUAUGCUCUGAAAUUAAACACUGUUUUGGAGAUUCCCAGGCUAGGUCUGAGAAAACUGGCAUUUUGGAUUGCACAGUGAGAAAUUCCAGAAUCCUAGAAACCCUAGUUCCUUAGUAGUCAAAGGUUUGAGCAUCUACAUGAGACUUUACCUUGGGUACAGUUAACAUGGUGCCAGAUUUAAAUAACUGUCUCUAUUUUAGAUAUGGCCUGCUAAUAUCAUUACUAAAUAUUUCCACUGCUAAAUACGGUUUAAACCAUAAGAAUUUUAUGCAACUGUUUUGGAGAUCUAAAGUUCAGAAUUUGUGCAAGCAAAAUUGGUAGACCUCAUCAAAAAUACUUGGCUUUGCAAGUUUUUUUUUUCAAAAUGCCUGCAAGACCUUUUCUUGCUUGUUUUUAUAAACAAUUCUCUCAAUUUAAAAGUAUUCCUAACAACGUUACAAUUUUUUUUUUCCACUUGGUGAAAAUGAGGUAUACUUAAACAGUACCAUCUUAGGAAAUUUUGCAAACUUCAACUGUAUUUAAAUUUUUAUUUGAUACAUCAUAGAAUUCAAGCUUUUAAAUUAGGACCUGUUAGUAAAAUUUAAGCACGGGAUAUAAAAGAUUGUAUAAUGUAAGAACCAAUGAAGUAAAAAUGCUGAACUGAUAAAUAACUUAGAGACGGAGUGCUCCACCUUCCUGGGAGGACAUUAUCAAGUGACAUAAGCUUUUCCCUAAUGUGGAACAGCACUGCAUUUCCUGUGAUCUCCUGCCAGGUGUCAUCUCAGACUAAACUAAAGGUUGCACUUUUUUUUUUCAUUAGCUGUUUCUGGUUAAUUUCAUUUCAUACUUUUUCACCUCAAUUUCACCUUCAAUAAGCUAAUAUUGAGUAAAUAAGAAGCCUUUUUAUACAGGCUGAUAGUGCUUAUAUAUGCAUGCAGGUUUACUUAUGUAUGUAUUCCUCUGGCCCACAUGGUAAAAAAUAUCCAUAGGGAACACCAUGGGGUCAUGGGACUGGAUAAAAUCUUUUAGAAUAUUGUUAGGAAAACUGUACUGAACUGUCCCAGUGUGGGACAUGAUUUCUUUUCUGUGGUAUGAUCUGCCUACAAAGGUUGUGGAGUCCUGGGAGCUUUUGGAGGAUGGAGAAAGCUGUUUCAGGGCAUCUUUGCUUUAUCCAUCAGUUUCCAGCAGCUUGUUUCUCAGGAGCUACGCUGCAGAAUUCCCUGAGCAUAGACUGCCUUCAGGACUCCUGGAAGGGAGACUGGAAAAUAAUCUCAAUGGUUGAUUUUCAAAAGGGAAAGAGAUCAUACCUAUAUUUCUAGAUUAAGGUAAAAGCUAGAAGACUCUUCCAAAAUAGCAAAAGUUUUGUAGAGUUGUAUGUAUCCGCUCAUUAGGUUCUACAGAUUUCAGAAAUGCUGCAUUCAUGUAUAUGAACAUCAUCCUGUGCCUAUAUACUGAUCAUAUGAUUAUUUGAUAUGAACAAAAUCACUUUUAUUGUCUUACUCUUGUGCUUUGACCAGUAGAAUAUUGACUAAAAAGCUGUUAAAAGAGCAAUCCAUCAACAGAGUCCUGACAGACAGCUGUGUUUCAGUUUUCCCAGUGUUGUCCUGGCAAGAACAUUGAUAUUUUCCUAGAGGUAAGAUGAGUUUAGCUGCCAUGACAUCUGCCUUCUCAGCCUCUCUUAAUCAUAAGCUGGUACUUGUAUCAUAGGGCCAAGUGAUGGGGCCAGUCUGUCAUCACUGAUGACUGCAGCCUUCAUUGCAAUUAGAAGUUUACUGUGGCACAAAAUAAUACUAAGAAUGUUAGGAUGAUUUUAUGAUUGACAUUGAACCAUAAUGUAUUUGGUCAGCUCAAAGACCUGAAGAGUACUGACAGGCUGAGAUUUGUGUACUAUAUUGGUACUGAUGAAUGGCAUCACUAUAGAAAUUCAAGUGACUGUAGAAAGAGGACCUAUUACAUCUGUUGACUGGUUGAUAAUUUUCUUUAAUUUUUUUAAUCUUCCACAAGAUGAUUUUUCAAUCUCUGAAAUAUGCAUUUGAGUACUUUAUAUAGUACAUUUUCUCUCUGACUUCUCCUAGAGGGGCCAAGCUUGUAGUUUAGUACUUUUACUGUCUCAUUUGGCAUGUUGUAAAUACAUUCCAUUGUUGUUAAAUAAAUCCUGAGCAGCUAUCCACAAACAGGAUGUUAUAGAAACUGCAGAAACUGGAUACCAAUCUAAGAUUAUGGCACUGCUUCCCAUAGCUUGGAGCAUCAGUUUUCAGCAUAUUAACAUAGAUGCUGUAUAGCCCCUGAUACUUCUUAGGUGUAAAGUAGUUUUAGGGGUGUAUUGCCAAUAGUAGCUAAUCACUAUUAACUGGAAAAAAAGCCAUGUUCUUAUAAUUUUUUUUUCUAUUGAUUAGGAUGAUUUUUUGUGGUGUGGGUAUCUUCUAGAUUUUAUAUGGGAGCAUACCAUUUUGUAAUUAAUCAAAGCAGAACAAGCUCACAGUUCUAUUCUAGACUUUUUUUUUUUCAUAUCUGACAGGAAGGUGAAUAAAUAAAACUGAUUUAAUUCCAGAUAAAAACAAUACUUUUUUCUCAUUCUAUUAAUUUUUAGAGUUUGUGUUACAGUCCAGUGUGUUUUAGAAGGCCUGUAAAGAGUGAAAGCAUUGCAGUGCCAUUGAAACAACAAUAUUAACCUCACUAUAUCUUCCUUGUGGAUUUUCUUUUGAACUCAAGUGUUUGCUUGGGUUUGUUUGGGCUUUGUUUAAUUAAAAGAUUAUGUUAUAUCAGACAAUCAAGCCAGCUUUUCUUGGAUAAGUUUCUAUGGGGGCCUGAGUGCUACUGUGGUCAAGUGAAAUAAUCUGUGUGUGCUCAUCAGGCAUGUAGCCUGAACAACACACUUUCAUCUCCAUAUAGCUCAGAAAAGGGAGAGACUUGAGAGGGAAAUUGAACAGAUUUUUUGGGGCCAAGUUCAGAAAAGCUAUGUCAAAUGAAAUGUGCUUGUCAUAUUGCAGUGGUUUUGAAACCAGUGAUACCUGUUGCAAAGGAAGGCUCAUGCUCCUUGUCAGAUGGGACUGGAUAAGGUUUUUGCACAGAGAGUUGAUAAAAGCAGUUUCUUGUAGGUGCUUUCAGCAAAGCUGUGAAUGCCCAGAUGAUGACUGACUGCAUGUUCUCCAGGAAUAACAGAGCUAUAUACUUUAAGAAAUACAGAUAUAUAUAAUGACACAGAUAUAUAUUUUGGUGGAGGGUAUAUCAGCCUCAAGAACAAAAGCUGCCCCUGCCAGUGUACUUAGCUACUGCUCACUGUACUAAAAGCUCUUUCACAUUUGUAAGCUAAGACAGCAAAAAUGGAAAAAUAAUAUGACAUGAAAAAUCAAGACCUGACCACUGGAAAGUGUUUUCAGUAGGAUUAUAGUAUGAUUUUCAACCUCCCUUUAGCUAUUUGGGUUCUUUUUCCUUUCCAAUCAUUCUGAGUUAAAUAUUUGCACUGUUGAACAUUAUUAUUGUUGGUAUGCUUCCCUCUCUUCUCUCCAUAUGAUACAAAAUCAUCAAAAGAGAGGCCUCUUUGGCUGCUUAACUUCUCUUUGAAGAUGUAGCAAAAUGGUAAAAUCUCUUGCAAUGUUGAUAGUGUUCUAUGUGUACCUAGCAAGUUUCACAGACAUAAUAGCAUUUAGGCCUCUGAUGUCCAUGUGGGAUUUGCUUUAAUAAAAUCAGAGCUUUGAUUGAAUGUUUGCAAAUACAGUCAGCAAUUAUAUAUUUGCUGUCCUUUGAAUUGAAAUCAACUUUGCAUUUAUCAUCCUACGAUAUGUAAAGCAAAAAUAAUGGAACAUUAAUGUGGUUUAGCUUUUUUUGGUUUUCAGAAUUAAACUCCUUGGAAUAGUUCCUGAUUAAAUAUGUUACAAAUGUCUUAAAAGAAUAAGUUAAAUAGAUUCAGGUGCUUUUUCCCUGCUCCAUGUUGUAAUUAUAUAUGUGUGUGUGUGUGUGUGUGU